This is a messenger RNA of Arabis nemorensis, 492 nucleotides long. Lineage: Eukaryota; Viridiplantae; Streptophyta; Magnoliopsida; Brassicales; Brassicaceae. The record is from the annotation of a GenBank genome assembly.
AUGGUUUCCAAAUUCAGCAUUGGUUCAUUUGUAAUUAGCUUGGCAAUAUGGUAUGAUGCUAACUCAGGAGGUGAACGUGAGAUCCAAAGAACUAUGUUGGAACUUCUGAACCAGCUUGAUGGAUUCGAUUCAAGAGGAGACGUCAAGGUCAUCCUUGCAACAAACAGAAUCGACAGUCUUGACCUGGCACUUCUUCGACCUGGACGGAUUGAUAGGAAAGUUGAGUUCCCACUUCCAGAUAUCAAAACAAGAAGACGCAUCUUCCAGAUACACACAUCGAAGAUGACUCUUUCGGAAGAUGUAAACCUGGAAGAGUUUGUGAUGACAAAAGACGAGUUCUCAGGAGCUGAUAUUAAGGCUAUAUGCACGGAAGCUGGUUUGCUUGCCCUCAGGGAGCGUCGUAUGAAGGUGAUGCAUCCGGAUUUCAAGAAAGCCAAGGAGAAGGUUAUGUUCAAGAAGAAAGAAGGCGUCCCUGAAGGCCUUUACAUGUAA